Daphnia pulicaria is the source of this 1442-nucleotide messenger RNA. Its product is annotated as salivary glue protein Sgs-3-like. The transcript is spliced from 3 exons. Bases 95 to 919 code for a protein of 274 amino acids. Lineage: Eukaryota; Metazoa; Arthropoda; Branchiopoda; Diplostraca; Daphniidae. The record is from RefSeq and is a predicted model, not a curated record.
UACGGCAUGAUCAUUCUACGGCAGCCAGUGAAAACCAUCGAUUCGAUUGUAUAGGCUCAUUCGCGGAAAUCUACUGCAGUUAAUUUCUCUCACGAUGCGUCUCACUUAUUUUUUGGCAAUUUGCUUCAUUUGUCUCGUCGGUCGUGUCCGCCCGCAUUCCCUUGGAUCCUUUGGAAGGAGCCUCAAGGAUGUUGUUGUUGAUUCGAAAGUGGCUUAUGAUAUGCAACUGAGAGAUGAUCCUCCGACGGAUGCCCCUACCGAUGCUCCUACCGACGCCCCUACUGACGCUCCUACUGACGCCCCUACUGACGCCCCCACUGAUGCUCCUACCGAUGCCCCUACCGAUGCUCCUACCGAAGCCCCUACCGAUACUCCUACAGACGCCCCUACCGACGCUCCUACUGACGCCCCUACAGACGCCCCUACCGACGCUCCUACUGACGCCCCUACCGACGCUCCUACCGACGCUCCUACUGACGCCCCCACUGAUGCUCCUACCGAUGCCCCUACCGAUGCUCCUACCGAUACUCCUACAGACGCCCCUACAGACGCCCCUACCGACGCUCCUACCGACGCUCCUACUGAUGCCCCUACCGACGCCCCGACGGACGCACCAACUACAAAACCGUCGACCCAAAAGCCAGCAACCACAGUAAAACCUACAACAACUAAACCUACCACAAAAAUGCCUACUACAGUUAAACCGACUACAGCUAAACCCACCACUAUAAAACCAACUACAGCUAAGCCUACCACCAAGAAACCUACUACAGUAAAACCUACCACUAAGAAGCCUACUACAAUGAAACCUACUACUAAGAAACCGACUACAGCUAAGGCUACCACUAAGAAACCUACAGUGAAACCUACCACUAAGAAACCUACAGUGAAACCUACUACUAUAAGAAACCUACAGUGAAACCUACUACUAAGAAACCUACAGUGAAACCUACCACUAAGAAACCUACAGUGAAACCUACCACUAAGAAACCUACAGUGAAACCUACCACUAAGAAGCCUACUACAAUGAAACCUACAACUAAGAAACCAACGACGAAAAAACCAGUUGGUUAGUUAGAGUUAGUCCUCGGCAAACAAUAUUUCUUCGCUUCAGAGUACCUUUAUAGCGUGACAUCCCUGCAUCCGAUAAUUGACCACCGAAAUACCAAAUCUUCGUGUUUUAACAAAUGGAAUUGGUUUCUCAAUACGUCGCCCAUAUAUAGUCAAACAUCAGCUUUAUGCAUAUAUAUCGAUUUGUGUUUUUGUGUCCCACAAAAUGCAUAUAACUGAUGAAUAAGGGCAUCAUAAAUUUUGUUUUUGUUUAGGGCCUACCAAACAGUUAUUUAAGUGUUGGGCUAUAGUUUCAGGCGUGUCGGUGGAUUGACUAUCAUAUCCAACUGUAAUGGGUUAAAUGUUUUGAAAUAAAUUCAUCGUUACAGUUA